Colias croceus (clouded yellow) is the source of this 644-nucleotide messenger RNA. RefSeq names its product gamma-glutamylcyclotransferase-like. The record is from RefSeq and is a predicted model, not a curated record. Lineage: Eukaryota; Metazoa; Arthropoda; Insecta; Lepidoptera; Pieridae. The coding region runs from base 2 to 622 and encodes 206 amino acids. Gene Ontology annotation, molecular function: gamma-glutamylcyclotransferase activity. The transcript is spliced from 4 exons.
AAUGCAACUUAUACUAUUAUUUUUAAUACUUUAUAAUGUUCUACUGAGCACAUGCAAUUUUUCUCAACAUGAAAGAAAGUUCCUAUAUUUCGCAUACGGCAGUAACCUCUUGGAUAGAAGGAUGCGGAUAAAUUCCCCGUCUGCUGUCUUUAUAACACCAGCAAAAUUACCACAUUACAGAUUAGAUUUCGAUAAAUAUUUGGCUAAUUGGCGUGGAGCAGUUGCCACAAUCGCUGAACAUUAUCGAAGUGACGUGUGGGGAGCUAUUUGGGCAAUUGAUAUCAGCGAGAUCGCAGCUCUAGAUGGCCAAGAAGGUGUGCAUCGAGGACUAUAUUAUCCAAAGUAUGUGAAAAUUCUUACACCCGAGGGACAUGAAGUAACCGCUCGCACAUACCAGCUAAUAAACAACCCUCCCGUGGUUUCUCCAGAAAACUUAGCUCCUGAAAGACGACCUAGCAACACAUACUUACAGGUUAUAGCAUUAGGUGCGUACCAAUGCGGUCUUCCUGCUCACUACAUAGGAUACAUUUAUACAUUUCCCACAAAUGGACAAAUUGCAGUUGUAAGUUUACGAAAACAGCUUGGAUAUCCGUUUAAUACAACACAUGUACAAAAUAUGUAAUAAAGUACAUUACAAAUCUAGA